GUGUGUGUGUGUGUGUGUGUGUGUGUGUGUGUAUCGCUGUAUCUUCCUCCUUCAAACUCUCGCUGGAAUCGAAAGUGAAAGUUCACAGUUACACGCCGGAUCAUCGGACAGGAUGCACGGGUGAAUAUAUCCAUACAUGUGGGGAAAAAAAGGAUCGAUAAUCUAAAAAUGUCAACGCUCCCAUUCGAAGGAGAUCACUAUGAAUCAUGAGCGUGUAAAUAUGUUCACAGAGAGACUAGACAACUUCACCAUCUCAGAUUACCAUGGCCUGAACAGUCCAGGUCUGACAUGCUAUUUGAACAGCGUGCUUCAGGUGCUUUUUAUGACUGAAGACUUCCGGGGUUCAAUAAAAAGUUCUUCAAAUUCCCCUUUGUGCUGCAGUGAAGGUUCGACAACCAUUGACGCACUCCUGGGAAAACUGUUUGAUGCCUUAGAGAGGGGUUUGGCUGAAACACACAGCUUUGUAAAAAAUCUGGGGAUCAGAGAUGCGUACGAGCAACGUGACGCUGCCGAGUACUUAGAGAGGAUACUGUGUCUCACCAGCCCUGAGGCGUCCAAGACAUUCAGGGGAGAGCUGAAUCAUAAAACCACAUGCGUCAGGUGUAAGAAAAGGAUCGACUCCCGGAGCUAUUUUUGGAUUCUGCCACUUGCGAUGGAGAAUUCAUGCGGUCACACCUACAGUGUGGAGAGAGGGUUGAAGGCCUUCUUCAAGAAAGAACAAGUCUACGGGGAUAACAAGAUGUACUGCGCCCGGUGUAAUAAAAAGCAAGAUGCUGAGAUUGACUGUGAGAUGACACAAACUCCAGUGAUUCUGACUCUCCUGCUGAAGAGAUUUACCUUCGACUACAAGUGGAAGAGCUACGUCAAGCUUCACUGCAAAGUUGAAGUUCCCCAAACUUUACACAUGGAGAAUUGCAAAUAUGACCUCUACGCCUUAGUCAACCACUUUGGAAACCUCACAGGAGGUCAUUACACUGCAGAAAUCAAAUCUUUUGAAACGGGGGAGUGGUAUUGCUUCAAUGAUGCCAUUGUUAAGAAGGUCGGAAACUCCUCUCUGAGGUCCUGCACUGCGUACCUUCUCAUGUACAGGAAGGAGAGCACGCAUUCUGAUCAAAGCCAUGAAGUCGACCAGGAAGCUCAGUGCGCACGAUUGGACGUCGAGGCUGAAGGAAGACGAGAUGAGUCGGAGAGAGGAGAGGCUCUCGCUCCUCCUCAUCAGCUGAGGGAUGAAAGUUGCAGCGAGGAUGGAAACUUGAAGCACUUGAAUGGUGAUGCGUUAAAAAAGAGCUACGAUGAUGCUGUUUGGAAGAAACGGAAGGAUUCUUCUGGGGAAGUGGAAAAACGGCCAAAGAGAGCAACGUGUGUGAGACCACGCAGCGACAAAGAUGGUGGACAUCAUGAGCCCAACAAACAGCAUCUUAAUACAGACUCAGAGCACAUUGCAGCGCACUGUGACCUCAGGAUUCAGCAAAACCAUAAUUCCUUAAAGAAAAGACUAAAGCCUAAUGAUAUUGCCUGGGACAGUACAGGACAGAACAGCAUUGCUACAAAGACUGAUAGUAGCCCUAUAAGAAUUAUAGUGAAUCCUGCAGAAACUAAAGGUGUGAGAAGUGAAAGAGAGGUAGUAGCGGAGGUAAGCAUAGAAGGAAAAAGUAUCAAACAGAGAGCGGAGGCCGACGUCAGUGAAAAUGCAGGUGAUUCUGUUGUAAAGUCAUUUCAUGUUUCCUCCAAUAGCUGCUCUCUGACAAAGCAUCCGCACAGUAACUGUAGAAUGAAUGAACCCAGCCUAGGCAGAAAUUCAUGCAGCUCGAAGAGAAACCAGCAUGUUGUGACCUCAGGUGAAGGCUGCACACGGGACGCCACGCCAACUGUGAGAAAGGGAGAGAAACCCGUAAGUCUGAGGAUGACAAAAAACACACAAAAAAGAGAGAAGACAGACAAACAGCCAUGGAGGUGAUUAAAUGUGAAGGAUGAUAUCUUUAUUUUCAUGUGAUAACUGGUUGGAUUUUUUAAUCUGCGGCCUGUGAGUCAGUCUGUGAUCAGGGAUUUUUUUGUGUAGAUUAUAUAUGUCCUGCUUAAUAUUACUGGUUGAAAACUGUUACCAUUCACUUUGAUUUGUAACCAUAGUGUCAGAACUGUCCUGGUAUCCUAUUGGUUAAGAUGCAUUCAGUAUUCACAGUUAGGUUUCAGCCGGGGACUGUGUUGCUCAUCUCUCCCUCAUGUUUCCUGUCUGCUAAAUCCAAAAAAAAAGAAAAUUCAGUCACACACAUGCGUGGACAAUGUUUUUGUUUUGAUAGGAAAACCUUGCUAAUCGAUGCAGCUAUUAAUGCAGUGAAUACGGAACAUAUCUUACACUUUGGCCACUUUUUGCUCAGGAUUUCGACUGGUAUAACCAGAGGAAGGCUGUGAGCGUGCAUCAUGAAUACAGUAGAGGGAGUGCACGUGAAAGUAAUGGAGGCAUGUGGUGUGUACAGGAAAUUUAAUACAAGGACUCAUAAGUUAUGCACACAGCCUUUAUUAUCUGCAUAUCAUAGACAACGGCUUUUUAUUUACAUCUUACAUGAUCAUCUUUUUGAUACUGAAUGUGUAAUAAACAUCAGAAUAACAUUUUAGUCAUAGAAUAAUGGUAAAGUUUUAAUUAUAUAGUAAACUUCAUAUAACAGAUUGCCAAACAGUGUUCUUCACAAAACAUAAACAUAAUGGUUAAAAUGGGAAUAUGGACACAUUAAGAGCAAGAAGACAAGUCGAAGACAUUUAAACAAUAAAAUGUAUUGUCAUGUAUGUGGAUGAUGAUGAUGUUAUUUUUACUGUCAUAUAGAUAAUGAUCAAUUGAAAUAGAAGGCAAAUCAAAAACAUUUAAAAAAUAAAAUUGAUUGUAAGGAAAUUUUUUGAAGGUGAGAUUAAAUUAUAGUGUGUAUUUAGGUAAGAGCACGUUUUCUCUAAGUAAAACUCUAGUACAGCAUAUAUUUUGAAGUUCAAGGAUGAAAGUGAAAGUACAUUUUUACAGCUUCUUCCGGGAAUAUCAUCGGACGCCAUUACAGUCAGAAGUACUGCACGAAGAGAAGAUUGUGGCAAGAACACCACAAACAUGGUUAUCCGGGUGUUGGUGCAUGGUCUUAGAGGGGAGACGAAGUCAGUCGACCUGUGCGACACCGAGGAGCAGUUUAACAACCUGACGGUGCUGCAGCUGAAGCAGAAGAUAGUAGAGGCGGGUUUUUGCCAUGGCUUCGAUCAUGGAGAACGGAGGUUGAUCUUCACUGACAAGCAUUUGGACGAUGACUCAAGCCUGCUGAGAAAAUAUGGAAUCCAACACAGGUCGGUCAUCCAAAUCGCUGUACUGGUGACCGGGGGAGGAGGAUGGGAUCCUGGGAGGGGAGAUGGUGGUAUGGGGGACAAGGAAGGCAAAAACCGAAGUAUGGAAAGGCUCUCUUGUUUUUAAACCUCCUCAGGUUGUAUCUGUUACUUUCAGAGACACAUUUGACAUGUAACAUCACACCAGAGGGUUGCCAGAGCUGAACUCCAGAGAUUGCCCAACAGUUGCCUCAUGUGCCACUUUUGGUGCAACAUUUUUAGUGUGACAAAAAACCUUCCUCGUAACCCUCUGUAUGGAAUUCAUUCCCAUAUUGUCAUACCCACCCUGGUAUGUGCACACUCCACUGCCUGAUGAUAUGCACCCACUGUGUAAUAAUCAACCAUUUUGACAGUCACACAUUUGGAUGAAUUGUAUUUUCUUUUUAUUAUUUACUUUUAAUGUUGUAUUAACUGGUGUGUGACAAACUGACAUGGCUGCAAACCGGGGGACAGAUCAGAUGAGCUCUUAUCUGUAUAUUCGUACUAAUUAAUAGUUAGAAACAAGUUGUUGAUUCUCUCAGUUUCUGUUGUUCAAACGAUACGGUUGACGCUGUGCAACCGUUUCGAGUAAAACUCUAAAAUGUGUCCCAACAUUGUUUGUUUGACAGAACUAUUGUAUUCAUACUGAACACAUGACAAUCUGUGCCAGUUCUCCUACUAGUUAAUACUCUUUGCUUUGCAUGCACAUACCAGACUUUCCAGACCUUAGUCCUAAACUAAAGUCUUUUCCUGUCUCAUGGAAUAUCACCAGUCUCUGAAACACCUAAAUUAAUGUUUAAAACGUGUCAUCAUGUAUUUAGAUCAAAGUGUCUUUUCAAUCCUCAGUCAUUUUUCUUAAUGUCUGGAGACAGUCAUGAGCGUCAUAGUUGUUCUGUUAUAUUGGUUUUGACCUGUAGAUGGUGCUACAGCUCCUUCUGGGCCUUUCAUUGACUCUAACUCAGGUUUUGUUCCGUGUCAAAGGUUUCACAGGUCAUCACAUUUUUUUUACACUUAUACAGUUUCCAGCUUCACUACAAGUCUCUACUGUGUGUAAAAUAUCUGUUUGAUAUUGAGUUUUAUAAGAUUCAGUAUGAAAAUGAAUAUUAUUUUUGCUGUCAUAGAGAUUAUGAUCAAAAGACAAUUGACAAAUAGGACACACAAUAAAAUUGAUAGUAAAGAAAUAACAGUUGUAUUUGGAGUUGAGAUUGAAUUAUACUGUGUAUCUUGGUAAGACGUUUUCUCUCAAGUAAAACGCCAGUAUUGUAAAUAUUUAAGUACGUUUAUAAGUAAGUAAAUAAGUUUAAAGACGAACGAGAAAGUAGAUUUUUACAGCUUCUUCCGGCAUAAUCGUCGGACACCAUCAUCACAGUCAGCAAAUCUGCAAACACACACACACACACACACACACACACACACACACACACACACACACACACACACACACACACACACACACACAAAAGAUUGUGGGAAGAACAGCAGAAAUGGUUUUCCAGGUGUUUGUGAAAUAUAACGGCAGGGUGGUGGCGGCGAUCCACCUGUGCGACACCGAGGAGCAGUUUGAGAGCCUGACGGUGCAGCAGCUGAAGGAGAAGAUCAUAAAGACUGGUUUUUACAGCAACGACGAUGCCUACAGGUUGGUCUUCGCUGGCAGGGAUCUGCGCAUAGACUCCCGCCGGCUGUGUGAGUAUGGAGUCCAGGACUUGUCCACCAUCACAGUGAUUCACAGUCUGUUCGGAGGAGGAGAGGAUCCCGGCAGGGGAGAUGGUGGUAUGGGGGACAAGGACGGCAAAAACAGAAGUAUGGAAAAGCUCUCUGAUUUUUGAACCCACUCAUGUUCUGGUCCUUACCGAGACACAUUACACAUUCCACCUCAGCUUGAACUCCAAAAUGUCCCAACCUUGUCUGUUUGACACUCAAGUAUUCACACUGAACGCAUAAUCUGUAGCCUACCAGGUUUUCUACCAGUUAAUACUUAAUACUUUCCAUCCUUUUUAUAAUUCAAGUCAAAGACAGACCUAAACAGUGUCAUCAUUAAGUAUUUUAUUGGGAUUGGCCUAUAGUUGGUGCUACAGCUCUUUCUGGGCCUUUGAUUGACUGUGAUUGAUCUGUGUGAAACCUCAUUUUUACACUUGCACUUAAUUUCUACACUGUGUGGAAUAUGUCUGUUUUGAUAUAGAAUUUUAUAUGAUAUGUGAAUACAUGUUAGUGUUUUGCUGUCAUUUACCCUGUCCAACAAUCAGGAAAUGUAUUCACAUAUGAACUUGUGUGACCUGACAUCAUGGUCUUCAGCAAGGGGCAUGGCUAGUGUUUGAACUAUUUACAUCUGAACAAACUGACACUGCACCAGCUCUGCUAAACACUGAACAUGAACUGAACAUCCCUCUGAGACGCUGCGUUCUAAUUGGUCAAGAGACCAAUACAAAGAGCCAAUCACAAAACAUGAUGCUGCUGAUCCAGUUGUUAGAGGAAGGUCCCUGAGUCAUUUCCAACACCGCCUGCUCUGUCACCUUUACUAAUUGCUGCAGGGUUUUAUUUUGUGUGUGUUUCCUGACAGUUACAAGAAGUCACGUGAAUGCACGACAGAAAGUCUGGAUUCCCCCUCUAGAUAUUCACCUUUCAUUUUAUUUACUUUUACAUGUACAACCUGGGUUUGUUGCCUUGCUUGUGAAGUAAUGUAAUGGCUCAUAGUUGUACUUUUUAUGUUAUUGCAUUAUUCUAAAUAUCCAUAUUCUUCAUAUUCUUUAUUUAAAAUAAAGUAAUAAUGUCAAUA
Seriola aureovittata is the source of this 6103-nucleotide messenger RNA. Its product is annotated as ubiquitin carboxyl-terminal hydrolase 47-like. Gene Ontology annotation, cellular component: cytosol; nucleus. Bases 200 to 1957 code for a protein of 585 amino acids. Gene Ontology annotation, molecular function: cysteine-type deubiquitinase activity; cysteine-type endopeptidase activity. The record is from RefSeq and is a predicted model, not a curated record. Lineage: Eukaryota; Metazoa; Chordata; Actinopteri; Carangiformes; Carangidae. The transcript has 14 exons. Gene Ontology annotation, biological process: protein deubiquitination.